GGCAGGUCUGGAAGUGCAAAGAGGAGGCAGGAAAAAAAAAAAAAAAAAGCCGCUGGAGCGGGGAAUGAUGGCGGUGAGCGAGAAGACGGGACAACUUUGAUACCGUAAAACUGAAACGCUGUACGAGCUUUAGGCGUCUAACACGAUGAAGCAACAAAGAGGAGACAUUGCUGCUUCUGUUUAGUUGAAACAACCGUGCUCCAGAAAAUCUCCGCCGGACCCAUGGCACUGGUUGCGUAAAGUCACUGUCAAACUCUGUAACUCACUCCAGAGCCGGAUUUUAAGAGUUGUGCUGCAGCCGUAAACAAACAAAAUGAUCAAAGCAGAGAGCAAAGCAGGCGAGAGGAGCCUGAGGAGCGCGUCCCCUCACAGAAAUGCAUACAAGUCUGACUUCCACGCCAUUAAGUGCUCCUUUGAUGGGCCGAAGUCCGAGAGCGCCUCCAAGACGUUUGCAAAUGGAUCCAAUGACAACCGGGAGGACUCAAGGGGGAGGCCUUUUGGGACUAGAGUGAACAAGAUAAAGAACAUAUUCCUACAGAUGGAUGGUCAGCAACAGGAGGGCCAAGAAGGGAAAGUGAAUUUAAAGCCUGAUGUGUCUCAGGUGUCCCCGACAAAGGUGCAGUUUCCAGUCAACACUCAGAGACUUAACUUCAAUAGUCCAGCAAGCCCAGAAUUGCAGGUUUUAGACAAAACACCCAAGGGAGAAGAUGUUGAGAUUGACAAAGUGGCUUUGGCAGAGAAGUUUUCUGUGACCAGAAAACUCUUUGAAAGGGGCAUCAAAGAGCACCCUGCAGCUGAGAAGCAAUCUCCAAACAGAGUGGUAACUCGUUUGUCACUUGGAAGUGCCUCUGAUGAGGGGAAAAGCACGAGAAGAGCAUCAGGAUGCUCAGAGACCACUAACAAAUCGGAGCAAACUUCUUCAUCUGCAGUUAAAAAUCAGCCAGAUGAGAAGGCUGAUAUUGAGAAACUGCCUCGAGUGUCAUUGAAUGCGGGGCCCUUGUCAAAGAGGUUGGAGAAUUAUAUAGUUGAGAAUGACUCAGAAGACAACAGCACAGUGUCUACUAAACAACACAGUACCACUACACACAUACUGCCUACCUCUCCAACAAGGGACAGCUUACAUAAACCUACAUCUCCUGUUAAAGACGCAGCAGACUCUUGCUCUGAUGCCACAAACAAAAAGAGAGACAGCAAACCAGCACCUUUAGGGCCAAGUACUGGGCCAAAACCAACAUUUCCAGCUACCAACACAGCAUCCAAAACAAUUUCUUUGACAACUGAUGCCACCCACGCACUUAUCUCACCAGAGCAACCAGCCCCAAUUAGCCAUGGCCACAAGUGCUUGACAUCACCUAGUGAUGGAUUUAGUAGGACAUCUGUGGAUUGGGAUAGAAGCAAGCCACAUAGUCCACCCCCAAGGGACACGAAGCAGCCUCUUCCGUCAGCUGGUGGCUUACAGAACGCCAGCAGGGCCAAAUACCCUGAAAAAGGCCAGAGUAAUGACAGUGUAGUACACAGUCCUAUCAGGGACAAGCCUCCCAGUCAGAAUUCCUCUCCAGAAUCCAAAGGGGUGGGCAUGGUACGUGCUGAACUGGUAGUAGUUCAGCAUGAGUCCUCGGAGAGCGAGGAGAACGAAGAUGAGAAAGUUGAAGAUGUGUUUGAGGCUCAGAAGGUGCAACGACCCAAAGAUGUGCAGUCAGACCUGAAAAGAACCCUUCCUCCCGAAAAACUGAACUGUACCCCUGCCCAUCAGGUCUUAUUAAGAGAUGACACAAAAGAGGCACAAUGGGCUGCAGAGUCUGUGGGUGAAGGUACAGUCCUGGAGGAUAAUGAGGAAAUUGGGCUAAAAGAAGGGAGAAGGGAAGACAAUGUACCUGUGAGCCGAGAUGGCGAAGGCACACGUGAUGUUGAUGAUGAAACAGCAGCAGAAGAAGAGGGUGAGCUGGAGGAGCAGGUGGGCCAGGGCAUACAUGAUAGAGCUUCUCCAGUAGUAUACGGUAUUGAGAAUGCAGCAUUUGUGGAUGACAGGGAAGUAGACCAGGCCCUCAGGGAAGAGGACGAGGAAGAUGAGGACGAUCCGAUGUAUAGGGAAUAUGAUGACUGUUAUGAGGUUCCUGGUUUGUCAGAUGAGGAUGAGCCUCCCUUAAAAAGGAAAAUCAAGUUCUCCACAGAUCCCAUUCUGGUUUUCAGUACCUUCUCUAAUGAGGAAUAUGAUCGGCGUAAUGACGACGUUGACCCAGUUGCAGCAUCUGCAGAGUAUGAGCUGGAGAAGAGGGUGGAGAAGAUGGAUGUGUUUCCUGUGGAGAUUGAGAAAGGAGACAAUGGGCUUGGUAUCAGCAUAAUAGGAAUGGGAGUGGGAGCUGACCAGGGUCUGGAAAAGCUUGGGAUUUUUGUGAAAACCAUAACUGAGAAUGGAGCGGCUGAGAAAGAUGGACGCAUACAGGUCAAUGACCAGAUAGUGGAGGUGGAUGGUGUCAGUCUGGUGGGAGUCACGCAACUGUUUGCUGCCACAGUCCUAAAGAACACCAAAGGCACAGUGAGGUUCCUGAUUGGUCGGGAGAAGCCGGGAACACAAAGCGAGGUAGCCCGCCUCAUAAGCGAGACACUAGAGCAGGAGAAGAACCAGCAGCAACAGCAACACCUGGAUGACCCAUAUGAACAUUCAACAGAGGAGGAGGACCGGUAUGAGGAAGAGGAUGGAAUGGAUGAAAGGAUUCUGGGGUCCAAUUUCUCUCCAGGGCGAAAUGUAGAAGUGUUUGAGCUCCCUGAUUCAGAAGCCUUGUUUAUGCCGACCAACAUGAACAGCUCUCAGAUGGCCUUCAAGUUCAAAGAGCUCCAGCUCAAGCACAGCAUUGCCACAUCUGAAAUAAAUCAAUUAAAGGAAAAGCUAAGGGCAGCAGAUGAGGAUAAAUCAGCAUGGGAAGCCAAGGAGUCUGAACUGGAGCAAAAGAUUGAGGAAAAUAAUGACAAGAUCCUCAAGCUGGAGAGUUACUGGCUGGAAGCCCAAGCUCUGUGUAAGACUGUGAAUGAACAAUUAACUGAGACUCAGGCUCAGUAUGAGACGCUGGACAAGAAGUACAACAAGGCCAAGAAACUGCUCAAGGACUACCAGCAGAAAGAGAUAGACUUUGUGAAGAGAGAAGAGGAACUGAAAAAAACUCUAGAUGAAAAAGACAAGUGGUACAAAGAGCAGCUGGAGAGCUUGCAGAACAGAAUAGCUGUGCUGGAGUCCAGAGGAGCGUCAGUUGUGGAGACUCAGAUGGUUCAGCGCUCUGCUGCAGAGGAGAGACCAAGCAGCCAAGAUUCAGUCACAAACACACAGUCUGUUGACUCAAAUUUAGGUACUAAAAAAAAAGACUGGAGUGAACUGCCUCCUGAAACAGAGCGCCUGGACACCAGUGCACACAGAGCAAAGGGCCUGCUAGCUCAGAAGUCCAAACGUCAGCCUCCGUCUCGGAGCAAACUGAAGGAGAGCCUCACUGUGGCUUCAUCUUACUCUCAGGAAAGUGACGACGAGGACGAGCAGGAGGAGCUAGAAUCUUCCUGCAGGAGGAGGUCCAUCCAGGAGAGCCUGUCCCUCCCAGUGCCGGUCUUCUAUUCUGGGAAUGGACAGACAGAUCCAGGCGAGACUAGAGAUGGAUCCAGGAGUAAAGCAGAGCUUUCCAGCAGCCCAUCUUUGUCACCAUCACAGGGGGAGAGUGUUGAACGCAGUGAAAGUCCCUCUUUGUCCCCUCCAAAACACAGCUCCUCACCACAGUCUCCCUCUGGUAUUAUGCGCAGUGCAAAGAAGAGGGAGUCCAAAGGCAAGAGCAAAGAGCUCAAAGAGGAGUUAAACGAGCCUUCAGGUGGAGGAAAGCCUAAAAGAAGAUUUCCAGACUUUGGGGGUCUCAGGAAGUCAGGUGGCAAAGGAAAAAAACAUGACAAGGAGGCAAUGAGAGCAUCUUUGGACAGCAGGGGGUCAGCAGAGUUACUAGAGGAGUAUGGAGGGAACCUGUCCCCUGCAGAAUCAAUGACCUCCAUCCCCACCUGUAUGCCUUUCUCCUGGUUUGGAGACAAAGACCGGGACAGAGACAGAGAGCCCUCGUCUUCCAGCAGCAGCCUGCCAUACAUUGUCAAUGAGACCGGCAGUGAGCAAAGCCAGGAUCGCAAGAAUAAGACAAAUCUCUCCUGGUCUACUUUAUUCAGUCGCUCGUUAGAUUUGAGUUUUUCAGUCAUAGAUGAUUCUAACCCUGCCAGUCCCAGUUCAGACAUCUCUGGGUUAGUUGCUGAACCCAAUCUGUCUGGGCGCUCACACACUUUAAUCUUCUCUUCCAGCGAGACUCUGGAUGAUGAACCAGCAGCCACAGGAAAAGAGUAUCAGUGGCAGAACCGGCCAGUGUCUGAAUGGACCAAUCAGCAGGUCUGUCACUGGUUGAUGGGCAUGAAUAUGGACCAGUACACACCUGAAUUCACCACUAAAGGAGUGGACGGCCAGCAGCUCUUACACUUGGACAGCGACAAGUUAAAGGCACUUGGAGUGAUGAGUCAGAGUGACCGCUCAACCAUCAAGAAAAAGCUGAAGGAUAUGCGUAAGGCCCAGGAGAAGCUGGAGAAGCAGAGGGAGAAAAGAGAGAAGGAAGUUCGACGCAGUGCGAAACUGCCCGUCUCCACUGACUCCAUCUGUUGAGGUCUAAUUUCUGCACUCGCAGCUUAUGCACAUCAUAAAGUGCACAUGCACAACCCUGAGAAACUUUUUUUUUUUUUUUUG
Messenger RNA from Archocentrus centrarchus (flier cichlid), 4747 nucleotides. RefSeq names its product protein phosphatase 1 regulatory subunit 9A-like A (gene ppp1r9ala). The transcript has 20 exons. Gene Ontology annotation, cellular component: dendrite; postsynaptic density; actin cytoskeleton. Gene Ontology annotation, molecular function: actin filament binding. The record is from RefSeq and is a predicted model, not a curated record. Lineage: Eukaryota; Metazoa; Chordata; Actinopteri; Cichliformes; Cichlidae. Gene Ontology annotation, biological process: calcium-mediated signaling; neuron projection development; actin filament organization. Bases 314 to 4666 code for a protein of 1450 amino acids.